UAAUAAAUCAAGUCGCUGCGCACUCAAACGUCAUUAAAAAUGUUGGCAAAGUCCAAAAACUUCUAAAUUUUGCAUUCCGGCCCCAGUUUUGAAAAUGCUAGUACUGAUAAUCCCUCUCGAGGUACUGAUUUUAGUGACUUGGUUUAACAUCCUAAUCAUUACGUGUUCGUUGUGUUUAAUUUAAAAUUUCCGGCAAUUUUCCUCAAAAUUUUCCGUAAUGGCGAGUCGAGUCGCAUCCAAAACCGGUUCAAAACCGUCAAUGUUGCGCACGCCAAGAAGCCAAACAUCGGCAGCGAAGGCAAAGCCCCCCGAACAAGAAAAAGAAUCCAAAUUUGAAUUACCCGCGCUUAGUGUUCCCUUCAAGCCGAAGACCACGACCGAAGCCGAACUGAAGAAGAUGAAGCAGCGGAUGAUGAGGCGGCAUGCGCCCCCUGGGGAGUGCAUCAAAGGGAUAAAGACCGUUCUUCAGAGUUUGAAAAAGAAGGAAGUGACGGUUCAGGAGUUUAUAGGGCUGGUGGCGCCCUACACUGCCGACUCUGGCGCCGUCUUGCGGAGCGUUAUGAACGACGAUUUGAAUUCCUUUCGGAAAUUGGCGCGAAAAGUCUACGAAACUAUAACGCAGGAUAAUAGCGAUGUUCUCCUCAACCAACAGUUGCAACUGGCCGAGUAUUACAGGGAGAAGAAGGCUUUGCUUCAUGAUAAGAUGAUGCGCCAAAUCGAAGAAAUUUACAUGAUGGCGCCAAAUUUUGAUUUUGACAGAUACGCCGCCGAGAAGGAGAAAUACCUCAAGGAACUCUUCCCAAUACCGGAUGAGUUGCAAGUGGAGCCUGAAGAAAUCGAGAUGAUGAAGCGCCAGGCGGCCUACCACCGCCUCCAGUGGCUGCGUUCGGAAGGUGAACGCCUAAACGAGGAGAACAAUCGGCUGAAAACCCGGCUCCAGCAACUCAAGCAAAUGCACAAGGAGGAGCAACGUAAGAUGAUGGAAGCCGAGCUGGAGGCCGAAGCCAAAAAGGAAGCCCUCGAAGCUGAGCAAGCGGCCAAAGUUGAAACACUCGAACAACUGAACGAAUCGCUUGAAAAGACAAUCAUUUCGAAAGAAACAACCAUCCGGGAAAAGACAGAUCAGAGCGCAUUGAGUGCCCCCCACCCCUCCAAAGUACAAAAGAAGAAGACCAAAGCGGCGGUGCGUAAAAAACGCCCCGCCUGGAACGAGGUAGCGGCUUAUGAGAUGGAGGUGGAGGCAGCGGAGGCGGCGCAAGUAACUGAAGCGGCGGCUGAAAUGGAGAGGGAACAAUCGUUUCAUUAUACGCCGACGCGAGAAACACGCCCACAGGUGGUGCAGUAUGGUAGGAGGGGCGCUGCGAGGCCCAAAGAUACAUGGGGCGGGUUUUAUUAAAACAAGGCGGCGAAUAAAUUAUUUCAUGUUGA
Messenger RNA from Tribolium castaneum (red flour beetle), 1428 nucleotides. Its product is annotated as serine/threonine-protein kinase dst2. The record is from RefSeq and is a predicted model, not a curated record. The transcript is spliced from 2 exons. Lineage: Eukaryota; Metazoa; Arthropoda; Insecta; Coleoptera; Tenebrionidae. Bases 218 to 1396 code for a protein of 392 amino acids.